Penaeus monodon (black tiger shrimp) is the source of this 1294-nucleotide messenger RNA. Its product is annotated as mitochondrial amidoxime-reducing component 1-like. Bases 104 to 1162 code for a protein of 352 amino acids. Gene Ontology annotation, molecular function: pyridoxal phosphate binding; molybdenum ion binding; catalytic activity. The record is from RefSeq and is a predicted model, not a curated record. The transcript has 8 exons. NCBI's taxonomy places the organism in Eukaryota, Metazoa, Arthropoda, Malacostraca, Decapoda, Penaeidae.
ACCAUUUAGAAGCGGAUAUUCUUGAGUGGUCCUCCUUUCGUUCCUUCCUUCAGAGGAUGAGGUGAAAUGAAAUUGGUGAAUACGAGGUGCUAUAAAGAGUGAAAUGAUUAGCAGGAUCAACACGCCCACAGGGCAGGUGGCAGUGGGCGUGGGGGUCGGUGUGGGCGCCCUGGUGGCCUGGUGGGCGUGGCGUCGGUCGACGGCCAAUCAGCUUCCAACGAAAUGGGAAGAAGUGGGCGUGGUCUCGAAGCUAAAUGUUUACCCUCUGAAGUCUGGUCGGCCAGUCUCCGUCUCAGAGGCGGACGCGACGGAGCGAGGCCUCUCUGCGGACGGCGCUCUUGACAGGUCAUUCCUGGUCAUGAAGAAAGACGGGCCGCUGCUGACAGGUCGCCAGGUUCCCAAGCUGACCCGAGUCGCCAUCAGUUUCAAGGGUCAUAAGGUGACUUUCGAGAGCCCGGACAACCCAGCGGGUCCGAUCGAGGUCGACCUUGAGCUGGUGGCCAAGGAGGCGAAGGUGGUGGAGCUCAUCGUCUUCGGGGCCAACGCCAAAGGACUCGACUGCGGUGACGAGGUGGCUGCGUGGAUGAGCCAAGCUGUCUCGGCGGGAGAGACCCCAGUUCGCCUCCUGUACAACGGCGAGGAUCCCCUGACCCAGCGCUGCGCCAGACGGGCUCCUUACUACGACUUCAGGCACAUCAGGGACUCCGAUAAGGUGACUUACGCUGACACGUGCGCAUACAUGUUAGCCUCGGAAUCUUCACUUGUCGACCUGAACGCCCGCUUGGCCGAACCUGUCACGAUCGACUGGUUCCGUGCCAAUGUUGUGGUCCAGGGCUCGGCGGCUUAUGACGAGGAUGACUGGGCCUUCGUCAGGUUUGGAGGGGAAGGCGAACAAAGCGUGGUGCUGAGGAGGUUGAAGCCCUGUGAUCGGUGCAUAUUCACGACUGUAGAUCCUUACAGAGGUUGCAAGACAGCUGAUCAGGAACCUAUGACAACUCUGAGGAAGUACCGCCUCUUGGACGGCCCAGAGAAGCUAGCCAAGGCGUGGUCCAUCAAACCCGUGUUCGGCUCCCACAUGGGCAUCGACGUGUGCGGGAAGGUCAAGGUUGGGGACAAGGUUUGGGUGGCCAGAGCCUCGUCCAACCCCAGGUGGCAUUUCUAAGGAAUCGGAGAAGUGGCACUCUCGAGGUGGCACUCGUGGGGAGAUAGUGAGGAGAGCCACUGAGACUUGAGGAACGGCAAGUGUAGCCGUAUCUUUAGGUUCUCCGUAACACUGCGGGUAAAGAGCUUUGAG